AUGGCAAAAAACCGCGCUCACCCACCCGCCAUCGACGGAUUGCGCAUCGAUGAGCGCCAGUCUAUUAUAGACAAAAUAGUCGACGCAAUCCAGAACAAUCCCAAUGAAGUGAUCCUUUCGCAUCAAGGAGCCAUAUCGAAGGAAGACCUGCAGAGACUUUGGCAAUCUUUUGAGAGCAAGAUACAACCUACCAAGUUGACAGAUGAGGCCAGUUCUGCAUCGGCAAUAGGUCAUGCUGUGUGGAAUCACUUCUACAAGCAGACACAUGCGGAUGCUCACUUCAGCGAUUCGCAAGUUCAGGUUGACGUUGAAUUCAGCUAACGCGUAUUCUAGUUGGACCAAGCAAACCAUUCCUCGAAUCAAAGUCGCCACAGGACGUCAGGGCUUCAUCAGCAAGCAGAAAAGAACGCAUCCGGAAAUGGCAGAGGCGAGCGGCAAGACUGUCAAACGAGCCUUGAGAAAGAAAGCGAGAACUGAUCGCGCAGCGGCCACACCAGCUCAGGAUAAGGAUGUCGAUGAUGAGGCCAUUAGCAUUAUACAGAACAUCCGCGAAGAGAUUCACAGAAACCCCGAAGCCGUCAAGCAGAUAGCUACCAGAAGACAUUGGCGAUUUAUUCGGUAUCAAUGGAAGAGCGCUUUUCAGAGGAUUCAAUCAACAUUCCCACAACGUUCCCACGAAUGGAAAACUUGGUCGGCAGGUCGAAGUACUUGGGAGUACUAUUGUAAGUGAGUUCUGUACUGUUAUGUGGGAGACAUGGUCAUUACACUAUGCACAUCACAAAACGAUAUUAUACUAAACGUCUGAUUUCAUCACUUCAAUCUUCAUGAUAUACUAAGAUAUCAAGAAGUGAAAAGUAACACUCAUUCUGAACUAUUCGCAUGUCAGUUUUAGUUGUGCUAGGCGUUUAGGAUGAUACCGUCCAACAUGAGUGGAUACAGAGUAAUGACCAUGCCUAUUCCAUCCUCAUAUUUUCUCAUAAACUUUACAUGAUAAUAAUACCUCCUUUGAAAACCACAACUUGUUUACUUUAGCUAACUUCUAUGACCAGUUGGAAAAAGUAGACCAUUCUUCGCCGAGGAACCACCAAGGUUUUCCACGAAUACCAAACCAACCACAAACUCAUCUUCUUUUGAAAAGUUAGAAAAGCCUGUUUCUCAUAGAGAGGAUAUCGCGCGUCACCAUUAUCCACAGACAUCCCCAGAACAACAUCAGAGACAGAAUCUUGCCCCCAAAGAAUCCUCGACUGCCAAGCAAACACACGUUGGAGACAAUGCUCAAGAUAUAUCUGGACCCUCUUGGCCUGUAAGAUAUACGCUGUGGAAAGAAAGAACUGAAAACCCGGAGCAAUCUCAGCCCUUAGAUAUGGAAGCUCAAACCGGAAUCGAUUCUUGCCACCACCAAUCCGCAACACAAUCCAUACCAGCCCUUCGGCCACAAGCCGAUCAUCCAUUCACCUAUAACCCGCCUCAAAUCCAUCAUACGGAGCCUGCCAAACCCCCAAAACCUUCCAUGAACACAAAUUCACCUCCCUCCGGCAUCCGAGUCGGGAAGUCGAUUGGAAACAUAAAAGGUUUCGCGCCCACCAAUUCAAAAACAACACCAAAAACAAAGUCUCAUACCACCCCACGACCAAACAAACCAACCAUCCCACCCACCAUGGAUCACUCAACAUCCAGCACCAAAACUCAAACAAACAGCCAACCAAAGGCAAAGCCCAACUCAACAAUGCACCACCCACUCCCUCGCAAGCCAUCUCUCGACCUAAGCCGUGAUGUCGAGAUGCCACCACCCUCGUCAGAAAAGCCCACACACCCACCAGUCCCACAACCCAGACCAAGCCCCCCGACCGAAACCGCAGCCCAAAGAGCCCUGAGAGAGGAACACGCCCGCGCUGAGAAGCUAUUCUGGAUUGACCUCGAAGCUUCUCUUGGUGUGAACCAAUAA
Molecule: messenger RNA, 1945 nt
Organism: Hymenoscyphus albidus
Lineage: Eukaryota; Fungi; Ascomycota; Leotiomycetes; Helotiales; Helotiaceae
Source: the annotation of a GenBank genome assembly